GCAGUAGUAAUGUAGUAUUGUAGUUCCAUUCCCCACCACUAAAACACGCCCGUCUCGGCUGGUUCUUUCUAGUUUGUCCUUUUUCUUUUUCCCCCGUCGGCAAUGGACACGAAGCUCUUAGAGCAGGACGCGGACGCGUGCAACCCCAUCACCGCGAGCGACGUGGACAGCAGCCCACCGAAAGGGUCUGCCUCUGCAAUCCAAAGCUCCGUAGCGUUUUCUGAGGCCACCCUCGGCCGCCACCUCGCUCGACGCCUCGUCCAAAUCGGCGUCAACGAUGUCUUCUCCGUCCCCGGCGAUUUCAACCUCACCCUCCUCGACCACCUCCUAGCCGAACCCGGCCUCAACCUCGUCGGCUGCUGCAAUGAGCUUAACGCCGGGUACGCCGCCGACGGCUACGCCCGCUCCCGCGGCGUCGGCGCCUGCGCUGUCACUUUCACCGUUGGCGGCCUCAGCGUUCUCAACGCCAUCGCCGGAGCCUACAGCGAGAACCUCCCAAUCAUUUGCAUCGUUGGGGGUCCGAACUCCAACGAUUACGGGACUAACAGGAUUCUCCAUCACACCAUUGGGUUGCCUGAUUUUAGCCAGGAGCUUCGGUGCUUCCAAACAGUUACUUGCUGUCAGGCCGUUGUGAAUAAUUUGGAGGAUGCGCAUGAGAUGGUCGAUACAGCGAUUUCCACGGCUCUUAAAGAGAGUAAGCCUGUUUAUAUCAGCAUCAGCUGUAAUCUACCGGGAAUUCCUCACCCCACUUUCACUCGCGAGCCCGUUCCCUUUGCAAGUUCCCCAAGAUUGAGUAAUCAAAUGGGUCUAGCGGCGGCAGUGGAGGCAACAGCAGAGUUCUUGAAAAAGGUAGUGAAACCAGUUCUGGUGGGCGGGCCUAAAUUGCGGGUGGCGAAGGCGACUGAUGCCUUCGUUGAACUGGCCGAUGCUUGUGGCUACGCCCUCGCUAUGAUGCCGUCGGCGAAAGGGUUUGUGCCGGAAAAUCACCCCCACUUCAUCGGGACUUACUGGGGUGCCAUUAGCACCGCCUUCUGCGCUGAGAUCGUGGAAUCCGCCGACGCUUACCUCUUCGCCGGACCCAUUUUCAACGACUACAGCUCUGUUGGGUACUCUCUCCUCGUCAAGAAGGAGAAGGCGAUCAUUGUCCAGCCCGACCGGGUCGUGAUUGGAAAUGGGCCAGCUUUCGGGUGCGUUCUGAUGAAGGAUUUCCUGAAAGCUCUGGCGAAGCGGCUGAAGCGCAACCCCACUGCUUUUGAGAACUACCACCGGAUUUUUGUUCCUGACGGACAGCCUCUCCACGGCAACCCAAAGGAGCCAUUGAGGGUUAAUAUUCUGUUCAAGCACAUUCAAAAUCUCCUCUCAAGCCACACGGCUGUGAUUUCCGAAACAGGGGAUUCUUGGUUCAAUUGCCAGAAGCUGAAAUUGCCAGAGGGAUGCGGUUAUGAAUUCCAGAUGCAGUAUGGAUCCAUUGGUUGGUCGGUUGGUGCUACUCUUGGGUAUGCCCAGGCUGCACAAGAUAAGCGAGUGAUCGCUUGCAUCGGUGAUGGGAGCUUCCAGGUUACUGCCCAAGAUGUUUCCACAAUGCUGCGACACGGGCAGAAGAGCAUCAUAUUUCUGAUAAACAACGGGGGAUACACCAUAGAAGUUGAAAUCCAUGAUGGACCUUAUAAUGCGAUCAAGAACUGGAACUACACUGCGCUGGUUGAUGCAAUCCACAAUGGUGAAGGCAAAUGCUGGACUGCCAAGGUUCGUUGUGAGGAGGAUCUAAUUAAGGCAAUCGAGACAGCUACUGGUCCGAAGAAGGACAGCCUCUGCUUCAUUGAGGUGAUUGUGCACAAGGAUGACACCAGCAAAGAGCUGCUGGAAUGGGGCUCCAGAGUCUCUGCUGCCAACAGCCGCCCGCCCAACCCUCAGUAAUAUAUACUGGCCUCCAUGAAAUGGGUGGUCUCUCUCUUUCCGUUGAACAAUGAGAUUUUUAUGUUAAUUAAUUGGAGAAUAUAGCGUUCACUGUUUGGUUUUGUUUUGUUGAAACAUUUGGGGUUAUUCCUGUGAAGUAAUGAUGUUGUCCGUACAAUUGCACUUUAAUCCGAAAUAUAAACACGUAACACACUUUUAUUA
Molecule: messenger RNA, 2118 nt
Organism: Malania oleifera
Lineage: Eukaryota; Viridiplantae; Streptophyta; Magnoliopsida; Santalales; Ximeniaceae
Product: pyruvate decarboxylase 1-like
Exons: 6
Coding region: 103-1917 (604 amino acids)
Molecular function (GO): carboxy-lyase activity; magnesium ion binding; thiamine pyrophosphate binding
Source: RefSeq, a predicted model, not a curated record